This is a messenger RNA of Arachis ipaensis, 1589 nucleotides long. Its product is annotated as UPF0481 protein At3g47200-like. The record is from RefSeq and is a predicted model, not a curated record. NCBI's taxonomy places the organism in Eukaryota, Viridiplantae, Streptophyta, Magnoliopsida, Fabales, Fabaceae.
AUAUGAAAGUUGCAACUGUAUAUAUCAGGCGACCAGUACUGUUGACCAAAUGCACGUUGACUAGCUCGACUCCGAUGUCCGAUCCAUUCAUUCUAGAGUUGCUCUUUCAGAAAGUGCUUUCACAGUGUCAACUUUUGAGAUCUCUCUGACUAUAGCAAGACCUUGCUGAACUCUCUUUUUGUGAGAUGGCAGAUCAGAAUUGUAAUCAUGUUACAAGGAAGAUUGAAGAAAUGUUGAAAGAAGCAAAACCCCUUUUCACACGUGAAUGCUGCAUCUACAGAGUGCCCCGUCAAAUCCGCAAGUUAAAUGAAGAAGCAUACACUCCAAAGGUUGUUUCAAUUGGUGCUUUCCACCAUGGAGAUGAAAAUUUGCUAAAGAUGGAAGGCCAGAAAAGAAUAUACUGUGAAAAAUUCAUUGAAAGAUCCGAGAAAAACUUGGACAGGUUGGUGAGAUGUGUGCAGCAGUUGGAACCAAAAGUUCGAAGAUCUUACUCAGAUAACAUUAACCUUAAUGAGGAGGAUCAUGUCAUGGUGAUAGUGGUAGACUGUGGUUUCAUAAUUGAGCUUUUACUCAGGUAUCAUUUCAAUUGUUGGACAGAUGAUGAUGCUAUCUGUUUAUCACCAUGGUUGAGGAGUGAUAUAAGAUGGGAUUUGUUGUUACUUGAGAAUCAACUUCCUUUCUUUAUAUUGGAAAAAAUAUACAAUUUAGCCUUUUUUUCUAAACUGAAUAAUGGUGAUCAUGAUCAUCCUCCAUUUUUAUCCCUCACUCUUAAGUAUUUUGGCCAUAGUCCAAACUUUCCCUCUAAUGACAGCAUAGCUCAUUUCACAGAUCUAUCAAGAACCUUAAAAUUGAAUUCAUGUACUAGUCUACCUAUAAGGAAAGAAAACUCUUUACCUCGCCUUUAUAGUGCAACUGAGUUACAUGAAGCAGGAGUGUGCUUUAAAGUAAGUAAAACAAGUAAAGACUUAUUAGACUUAAGAUUUGAAGGUCAUACUCUUAGAAUUCCAGAGAUUAAAGUGGAUGAUACGACUGAAAUCUGGUUGAGGAACGUCGUAGCUUUCGAACAAUGCCACUAUCCUGAUCAGUCCUACAUCACUGACUACAUUGCAGUCCUUGAUUUACUUAUUAACACUGAAAAAGAUGUAGAUCUCUUGGUCAAAAGUGGGAUAAUCGUCAAUUGGUUAGGAGAUAGUAAUGCUGUGGCUGAAUUGUUCAAUGGUCUUUGGAAGAACGUUGCACAGUCAACUUUUAAUGAAAAUUAUCUUCGCACUUGUCAACAGUUGAAUGCUUUCCGUGGACAUCCAUGGAACCGUUUAAUGGCAACUUUGAGGCGCGACUACUUCAACACUCCAUGGAAGAUGGUAGCUUCCAUUGCUGGAAUUGCAUUGCUUCUUCUCACUAUUAUUCAAACAAUAUGUUCUGUCAUCCAAGUAGUUCAAGGUUCCUCCAAUUAGUGCAAGUGUUGCAGAGAUAUAUAGUUGAAUAAUGUUUGCAAUAAACAUCUUUCUGUAUUUUAAUUGUUAUUGUACUUUGUAUUUCUCGUUGUUAUUGUUACUGUUAUUCAGAUAAACAUGUUCUGUUCUCUAGCA